Messenger RNA from Loxodonta africana (African savanna elephant), 1032 nucleotides. Its product is annotated as olfactory receptor 6M1-like. NCBI's taxonomy places the organism in Eukaryota, Metazoa, Chordata, Mammalia, Proboscidea, Elephantidae. Gene Ontology annotation, molecular function: olfactory receptor activity; G protein-coupled receptor activity. Gene Ontology annotation, biological process: G protein-coupled receptor signaling pathway. Gene Ontology annotation, cellular component: membrane. The record is from RefSeq and is a predicted model, not a curated record.
GUAAGAUAUUUUCAACAGAUUGUUAUAAAAUUACUUAAGCUGAUUUUCCUUUCCUUGUUUCUUCAGGGUGGCCCUACCCACCAUGUAGCAAUGGCCCUGGGAAAUUGGAGCACAGUGACUGAAUUCACCCUGAUUGCCUUCCCACAUCUCCUGGAGCUUCGGCUAUUCCUCUUUGUACUUCUCUUGUUGACCUACACAUUAACAGCAAUAGGAAACAUCAUCAUCAUCUCCUUAAUAUGGACUGAUAAUGGCCUGCAAACCCCAAUGUACUUUUUCCUCAGUAAUUUGUCCUUUUUAGAUACCUUAUACACCACUGUCAUUACCCCAAAAUUGCUAGCCUGUCUCCUAGGAAAGAGGGCCAUAUCCUUUGCUGGCUGUAUCACACAAACAUAUUUCUACUUCUUCCUGGGGACAGUGGAGUUCAUCCUCUUGGCUGUCAUGUCCUUUGACCGCUAUGUGGCCAUCUGUAACCCCCUGCGCUACAACAUCAUCAUGAACAGUAGAGUCUGCCUCAUAUUGGUUCUGAGCUGUUGGAUGGGAGCCUUCCUUUCUGUGUUGGUACCAACUAUUAUAGUGACAAGGCUACCUUACUGUAACAAAGAAAUUAAUCAUUUUUUCUGUGACAUUGCUCCUCUUCUGCAGGUGGCCUGUAUAGAUACUCGCCUCAUUGAGAAGAUAAACUUUCUCCUAUCCGCCCUUGUCAUCCUGAGCUCCCUGGCAUUCACUACUGGGUCCUACAUCUACAUCAUUUCUACCAUCCUACGCAUUCCCUCUGCCCAAGGCCGUCAAAGAGCUUUUUCUACCUGUGCUUCUCACAUAACUGUCGUCUCCAUUGCUUACGGGAGCAACAUCUUUGUGUAUGUGAGACCCAAUCGGAACUAUUCUUUGGAUUUUGACAAGAUAGCUGCUGUCCUCAUUACAGUGGUGACCCCUCUUCUGAAUCCUUUUAUUUAUAGCUUGAGGAAUGAAAAGGUAAAGAAAGUGCUAGAGACAAUGAACAGAAUCACGUCCUUGAUACUCUGGAGAACUUGA